Truncatella angustata is the source of this 1463-nucleotide messenger RNA. RefSeq lists its product as uncharacterized. The transcript is spliced from 3 exons. Lineage: Eukaryota; Fungi; Ascomycota; Sordariomycetes; Amphisphaeriales; Sporocadaceae. The record is from RefSeq and is a predicted model, not a curated record. Bases 182 to 1387 code for a protein of 401 amino acids.
AUGCUAACGCAAGGAAAUCAGACAUGGAACGAUCCAUUUGGAGGAUUGUAUAACGUUAUAAUGAGUCGCAAAGUAUAAGACAACCAAAGAAUCUAGUGAUAGCUCCUGUUCCAAUCAAGCACAUCUUCCAUACAGACUGAAGACAGCCACAAACCCCAUUUCCACUUAUACGCAUAUAGUCAUGGCACCCACCUCGUCUUUCAACCCACCCGCGGCUGAUCUUCCGGGCAAGCCAGUUGUGCCCGAGUGGAACGCGCCCCCAGUCACUCAGGAGAAGCACAACUUCGCCGAGCUCAGUUCCAUUGACUUGUCUUUGCUCGACUCCGAUGACCCAGCCGUCGUUGACCAGCUGGUGCAGCGCGUUAAGUCUGCCAUCCGCGAUGAUGGCUUCCUCUUUCUCGAGAACUAUGGCAUCUCCCUAGAGCAACUUCAUCGCCAAUUCGCCAUCGCGCAAUACAUGUACAACAACAUCACCGAAGAGGACAAACAACGUCUACUCUUCAGCCCAGAGACCGGUGUCUGGUCUGGUUACAAGCAUCCCUAUGGCUUCAAGCGCCACCGCGGACCCCCUGAUGGCAUCGAGCAGUUCAACUGGUACAAGCCCGACUGGGAAGAUUCAAGCCGAGUCCCCAACUGUCUGCACCCAUUCAUGGACGAGAUCGAGGCCUUCUGCAACUACCUGACCAACUCAGUAAACCGCCGACUCCUCACUCUCUUUUCGCGUGUUCUUGAACUGCCCGACGAAUACCUCUGGGAGAACGUUCAGUCUCACGGCAGCCCGACCGGCGAGGGCUACUUCCGACAUGCCCUGUUCCGACCGGUCCAGAAAGAGACGGAAGAGGCAUCGAAAGGUCUUCGCAUGCACGGACACACAGACUUCGGUCUGACGACACUAUUGUUCUCCGUGCCCAUCUCCUGUCUGCAGAUCUGGGGCCGAGACGAGAAGUGGUACUACGUGCCGUACAAGCCCGGUGCGCUGGUCAUCAACAUCGGCGAUACUCUGGAGAUCGUCUCUGGCGGUCACUUCAAGGCCACCCGCCACCGAGUCUUCAAGCCGCCUGUGGACCAGCUCCAAUCCGAGCGCCUGUCUCUGGUCUUGUUCAACAGCUCGGUCGGCGAUCUGCAGAUGUCGCCCGCAUACAACUCGCCUCUGAUCCAGCGCGAGGGUUGCAUCGAGGAACAAGGUAUCUACAAGGAGUACAAGAAGACCAUGUCCGGUGGUGCUCCCGUACCAACAAACAAACAAUGGCGCGAGAUCCAGAUAGCCACGGCCACCGACCCGACAGAUACCGAACACAACCGAGUUGGUGUACAUCAGGUCAUCAUUGAUGGCAAACUCAUGCACCAAAGGGAAUACAUGGGAAUGAAGGUUGUCCUGCCCGUGUAAGCAAUAUGGCAGCGACCACCGGUCAGCCUCGUUGUGGGUGCAUGUCAAGAUAGAUUUUCAUGUUUUCUGAAAUUAC